Messenger RNA from Ectocarpus siliculosus, 884 nucleotides. The record is from the annotation of a GenBank genome assembly. Lineage: Eukaryota; Phaeophyceae; Ectocarpales; Ectocarpaceae.
UUUGCGUUAACGUGCUCGAACAGAUCAGCGAGUCGAUGCCCGCGGCGGAUCGCAAAAACAAGGAUAAGAUCGAAGCGGCCAUCGAUGCUUUCUGCGACCAACGGCUCUCGUCACGGGACGACAAGAUGUGCUACUAUUUCUUGCCGAUCAAGAAGACGAUUUCACACCCCUUCUCCACGGGUAUGCCUAAGUUGAAGGUCUGCCAGCGUCUCAAGGCAUCCAACGCAGAAGUCUGCGAGAUCAAAUACCCGAUCAAAGUCGACAAGGAGAACAUGGACUACAACAAGCUGCGAGUCAAGCAACUCAAGGGGAUCCUGGCAGACCGGGGGGUGGACUGCGACGGGUGCCUGGAGAAGUCGGACUACGUCGCCCGCUGCAAGGCCACCGAGCACCUUGAGCUCUAGAUUCGUUCGUUGUGUUGUCCUUUAACGCGUGCGUGUGUAUGAGUUCGGUCAUCAUUUUCCGUUACACCAGGGGGUAGUGGUUGGUGUCCUUGGUUUGCGUCGGGAACGAGUGUGAGAUAAAUCAAGGAAGAGUCGUGUUAUCUGUUGUUCGUGGCCGCCUGCCUCCUUUGUCAGUGGAAUGAACGAGUAGAGGCUGGCCUCAGACGCCACACUUUAAAUUCACGCACACCAGUUUCGAUUUUGGUUCCCGCAUGAGAGCAAACGACGUGUGUGGGGUGUAAGUUCCGCUCCCCCCGAAACAGUUCGCGGCCUGAAACGAUUUGUCUCCACGCUCGAGCACUGAGGACGGUGCCCCUGGACCUUUGUCCUUGUGUGGAAAGCGCUCCACAUUCGCACGGCGCAGGUAUUUGGCCUUCCCGCUCCCGUGUACGACAAACCCCCAUUCGGGCACCAACAGCGUAUGUUUCUUGGGGUGGGCGA